Molecule: messenger RNA, 528 nt
Organism: Talaromyces atroroseus
Lineage: Eukaryota; Fungi; Ascomycota; Eurotiomycetes; Eurotiales; Trichocomaceae
Exons: 3
Coding region: 1-528 (175 amino acids)
Biological process (GO): protein phosphorylation
Molecular function (GO): ATP binding; protein kinase activity
Source: RefSeq, a predicted model, not a curated record
AUGUGUCAUGAAAGUGAGCGUCAAACAGGCAUUCAUAAUUGUGAGGUGAGAGCCUACCGCCGACUGAUGCAAAAUGGCCUCGGUCACCAGGGCAUCGUGCCCCGGUACUACCGCGAAAUACAGCACUUGGAUGUGAAAGAUUAUCAACCACAUUUGAGAAGAUUUCUUGAUGAAGAGCGACCUCCUAGCGCUAUUUUUCUGGAGUACAUUCCAAAUAUGAUGACGAUCCUUCCGGAGCGUUAUACCAAAGAGCGCAUCGAAUCCAUGAUACAUGGCAUUCAACAAAUUCACAAGGCCUUGGUCCUGCAUUUUGAUUCUUACCCAAGGAACAUCAUGGUUUUUGAAGAUGAUCCUGGGAGAGUCAUUUGGAUAGACUUUGACAGGGCCCAGACCUAUGAUGCAGAUACAAUCACAGAGAGGAAUAGAAGAUGGAUCCAAGAGGAAGAGGAAGACGUGCAUGUAUUCGGUGAAAGUAUGAAAGAGGAUCAUGCGCUGGGCAAAAUGUGGAACACUCUCCCAUACUACUAG